This is a messenger RNA of Chrysoperla carnea, 1246 nucleotides long. RefSeq lists its product as uncharacterized. Lineage: Eukaryota; Metazoa; Arthropoda; Insecta; Neuroptera; Chrysopidae. The transcript has 2 exons. The record is from RefSeq and is a predicted model, not a curated record. Bases 202 to 903 code for a protein of 233 amino acids.
AUUAAUCUUUUAAUGCAUUUUUGUUUAAUUACCUAAGUAUUAUAAUUUGUGAAAUAGAAAUAAUUGAAAUCAACUAUCGCAAUAUUUCAACGAAUGCCUAAAGCCUGAGAGACUUGUUGACAAAUUAAAGUAAAAUCACUGAAUGGAUUACAUUAAUUUUAAUAAUAAUUGGGGAACAAUUUCACUUAGAUAAACAACAAAAUGGUUAACUCAACACAAGAAGAAAAAAAAUCAUCUCAUAUAGAAAAUAUUUGGAAAAUACCUGGAAUGCAAUCAGCUUGGUAUUAUACUGCAAUAACUUACAGUACAAUUAAAGAUUCAAAUAGUGCAAGUUGGGCAAUUAAUUCUAUUAAACAAACUGUACAGCAAUCAUUGGAUCAAACAACACCCGUAGCUGAUACAGUUCUUACUUCAUUGGUGAAACCAAUUGCUUUAGCUGACCAAACUUUAUGGAAUGGGUUAUCCAUUAUUAAAAUAUAUUUACCAUUGGUAACUGAAGCACCAUGGAAAAUUCAUCAAGCGAUAGAACCUACAUUACGCACAAUAAAUAAUGCGAAAGAUUUUAGCGCACAGAUGUCAAAAGACUUAUGUAAUUAUAGUUGGGCAAAAGCAAAUGAAUUACCAGGCGUAUGCUACACGUUUUAUCGUCCAAUUUCAUCAAACGUUGGACAAAUGAUAGUUCACGAUAUCGUUCCAAUGCUAUACAAUCGUCAACAGAUUAACGAUAUUUGGUCUAUGUUGAUGACACGUUAUAUUCAAGCUGCUGUUGGAGGUUUGAAUACGAAUAAAAAUAUGUUCCCAAAAUUGGAGGCUAGGUUUGUUUUUAUUCCCUUCCCUGGAAUACGAAUGGCAAUGUAUUUUUCAUUGUCUUGUAAUUUUAACGAAUUUUCGGAAAGAAAAUAAAUAUAUUGGUGUUAUAUCGAUGUAUAACAUCACAUUAAAAGCAGAAAUUUCAUUUUCGAUUGGAGAUAGAACUCAAAUUUAAAAUAAAUUUUUUCCAUCAAAAUAUCAAUAUGGAAUUAAAAUUUGUGGUUAGUUUAAUUGAAGCUAAUCUACUAAGCGGCAAAGCUUUUUAAAUGUCUUCAAUUCAGUUUUAUUAAAGUCUUUUUAAAUAUUGUGCACAAGUUCAUCCGAUGUCCGAGUCGCAACGUCAGAAAAUAUAACUAGGAACUAUAGACGAAAAGUCCUUGAUACGAUUUUAGGACUAAUAUUUUUGAAUUUUGAUUGUAUUUAAUUAUUUAAUAAU